Molecule: messenger RNA, 780 nt
Organism: Gadus chalcogrammus (walleye pollock)
Lineage: Eukaryota; Metazoa; Chordata; Actinopteri; Gadiformes; Gadidae
Exons: 4
Coding region: 127-780 (217 amino acids)
Source: RefSeq, a predicted model, not a curated record
UGCCAUAUAUGUGCCGCACAAAUCACGGAUAAAAAAGUGACAACUACAGGCAGCCAACUAAAGAUUGAAUGGACAUGUUUGAAUAAUCAUCAUGGCAAGUGGGCAUCAUGUCCUGAUGCAAGAGGAAUGGCACAGAAUAACCUGCUUGUUUCUGCUGCUACGCUUUUCUCUGGAACAACUUUCACUGAAGUACACGAGUGGGCCAGCAUCCUAAACUUGCAACUCUUGAAGAAAUCGCAGUACUACUCCAUCCAAUCCGACUACCUUAUUCCAGUAGUACACUUUGCAUACAAAGAUCAUCAUGAGAAUCUCAUCAGGCGACUUAUUAGACAAAAGGCUGAAGGCGAGUCCAUAGAGCUGUGUGGAGAUGCCAGGUCUGACUCACCAGGCUACAGCUGCAAGUAUUCCACCUAUUCGUUUCAGCUUCUAUCCAGUAAUGAGAUCAUUCACUUUGAACUACUACAGGUAACGGAAGCUAGCAGUUCAGUUGCCAUGGAGUCCCAAGGCUGUAGGAGGGGCCUCAACCAUCUAAUUUUCAAUGAAGGAGUAGAUAUAGACCUCAUCACUACAGACCGGGCCACAUCAGUUCGGAAAAUAAUGAGGGAGGAAUUCCAGAAUGUUCACCAUGAAUUUGAUCCUUGGCAUGUAUCAAAAGGCAUAAAGAAAAAACUGGUAGCACUCGCCAACAAAAGGAAAAUCGGGUCCUGCAGGGCUGGAUUCGGGCGAUCCUCAAUCACUUUUGGUUCUCAUGCUCAUCUUGUGGUGAGAGUGCUGAGGUAA